UUACUCGUGUGCCUAAUAAACAGAUUAGAUAAACUCAUAUCCUGAUAUUGUAUCGUGCGUUCAUGAAAGAAACUCAGUGUUGAUUCAGCGGCCAAUACAGCUAGCCAGCAAAUCGAUUUAUAGUUAACGUAAAAUGAGGAAUAUAUUAAAUAAAAAAAACAUUCUUUUUAUUCUUAUUUUUUGUGGUGAUCUUGUUAUUAUUUCUAAAAACAUUCAAGGACGUGACUAUCCAGGAGCAAUUUUUAAACGGUUAUAAAAUUAUUACCGAAAAUGAUGAAAUAAAAAAUAUUGAAGUCGUGACGACACCUCAAGCAACCAGAAAACAAGAAACGACAGAACCAAAUGAGGCAUCGAAAUUAAAAUACAUACUUCAGUGGACUUCUCCACGGGGAGUACCAUUUGCUUACAUGGGAAAAGGACAGGAAGGUUUUAUACAAAGAAAAUGCCCACACACCAAUUGUUUUGUGACCGCGGACCGCAAUUUACUCGGUGAUUAUACAAAAUUCGACGUGAUAGCUUUCGCAGGACCUGACGUGGUACGCAUGUCGGAAAGAGCUUUGCCUGAGAAGAGGUCACCGCAUCAAAAAUACGCAUUCGCUACAAUAGAAUCCUCGGACAAUUACCCAGUUUGCUCAAAUCGAUUUGACGGUUACUUUAAUUGGACAUGGACAUUCCGACUGGAUUCGGAAGUCCGAUGGGGAUAUUUCAAUGUCAAAGAUAAAAACGAAAACGUUAUUGGACCGAAUAAAAUAAUGCACUGGAUGAAAAUUGAAGACAUGGAACCGGUCAGCGAAGAUUUCAAAAUACAGUUAAAGUCUAAGUCUAAGGCCGCAGCGUGGUUUGUGUCAAAUUGUUACACAAGAAGCAAAAGGGAAGAUUUCGCUAAUGAACUUCAAGUUGAACUGAAAAAGCACAAUUUAGAACUAGAUAUCUAUGGCAGAUGUGGAAACCUUAAAUGUUCCCGGGAUACAGAAGAGGCAUGUGAUGAAAUGAUCAGAGAAAAAUAUUACUUUUACUUGUCGUUUGAAAACUCAUUUGGUGAAGAUUAUGUCACAGAAAAAUUAUUACAUGCCUUAGAAUUCGACGCUGUUCCUGUAGUGUAUGGCGGUGCUAACUACACCAGGUUUAUGCCUGAAGGGAUUUAUUUGAAUGCGAGGGAGUUAGGAGCAGCCGCGUUAGCUGAAAAAAUGGCAUACCUGAUAAAAACACCAGAUCGUUACAUCGAUAUGUUUAAAUGGAAAAAUCAUUACACAUACUUCAGAAAAUUCAGAAGAGUCGAUACAGAUGAGUACUGCUUAUUUUGUACUAUACUGAAUCAGGAAGACAAAGUGAAAAGUAUAUCUGUGUACGAGAAUUUCAGAAAGUGGUGGGAUCCUCCAAAUCGAUGCUAGCUGAUAUUUCGAGAGGCUCUACAUAGACUGAUGCGACUACGUAUUGGUAAAACUAUUUUUGCUAUUAGCGUUUUGAGGUUACACCAUUAUAUGCCAAGCAGAAGCGUAGAUUGAUGUAAAUUGUGCCUAUAAUGUACUGUCGAAAAGUUAAUUGACCAAAAAGUCUACUAAUGUACCUAUUAUAUUGUAAUUUAAAAACAAAAUAACCGAAGUUCCGAAUCUAUUGUUAUAUCGAUCAAUGGCUGCCGUCGAUUUACAACGCCCCCUAGGUAGGUACUAAUUAGGAUUUGUAUUGGUAUGGUACGUUGUGCGCCCACUCUAUUGAGUACUACCACCCUGUCUAUUUCUGCAGCUAAGUACACAUGCGUUCAGAUUUGAAGAGCGAGACAGGCUUUAAAAAAUAGACUUGAAACUUCGACCUGGGUGGUGGCAUUUACGUUGUGAUAUCUCUAGAUUCCGGCAACCAGACGGGCCGUUAGGUUGUCCACACAUUAUGUGGAAUAAAAAAGAUGUGUAAUAUCGUGAGACACCGGAUAGGAACGAAGUUCCUUAUUAUAAAAAUAUUAAUUUUAAGUUCUAUUCGAUGUAUAAAGAAACUAAAACUGGAGGUUUGGCAACAACCCACGGUCAUUCGGUAACGUGCGAACUUAUUGUGGUACACUUCAUUCACGGUUGUUUGCAUAAGAGUUAGUGUAUUGCGCAAACGAACGCUCUGAGAUCGUGGUCAUAAAAAAAUAUAUUAUUUUUUGUACGUUAUUAUAAAGUUAAGUCGUACACUGUGUGCAUUACUAAUAAAAAUCUUAGGUUACGGACAUUUUUCCCGGUUAGGGUAACCCUCUGCAUCGUCCCAUAAGGAACUGCGUUCCAAAAAGUCCAAAACAAAAACUAUAAUACCAAUCAUGUAUUACAUUAUUUAGAAGUUUAAAACAGCUUGGAUCCUGCUUUGAAUUUGUUUUUUAUACUUGCACUAGUAUAUUAGUAAGACUGUUAGGAAUCGUUAAUUAUAUCUAGCUCAAUCAUUAUAAUUAGAUAGUAUCGGCACUAUGGAAGACUGUUCUUAUGAUUGUGCUAUGUUCACAUUUAAUAAUCUCAUUAAAAAGUCAAACGGUUUGUUCCCAUUUCCCGAAACAAGGACGGAAGAAGUUGAACUUCUGGUGUCUUAAGCGCUAAAAAUCUCUAAGUGUACGUAAUACUAAUUGUUUUUCAAUUAUCAGUUGUUGCGGCGGCUUUAUUGUUCCAAACGAAGUAGGAGGGGCAUCCGCCAGCAGAUUAGAUUGUUUAUGUAUUUUUUUUAAAUUAUUAUUAAAAUAAAAAAUCACGUAAUAUGUGACUAAUUAGUAAAUCGACGUGUCGAUGUUUGACUUAGUAACUAAGAUCGCGAAUCCCAGUUCAUCACAGUCUGAAAGUGUUCUGAGCUAUUUGAGGUUAUAAUAUUAUCUUUUUUACCAUCGCAACAUAAGUCACUGUUGUGUAGAGUAGUCUUUCUGUUUUGUGUACGAUAUAAAUAUAUAAUAUCGUUAUAAAUCGAUUUUUAAUUAUUUAUUUUAACUGCACUUUUUUUUUGUAUUUUAUUUUAUUUGUUAUUUGAUAAGGUAUUCGAACGAACUAUUAAUUGUAUUAAUCGAUUAGCGUAAUUGUAUAAUCCUGUAGUCAGUCCAUCGUCAGUCUUGAGCAAAUUGCCGACGCGUUAAUAGCGCGUUGCACAGCCUCAAUCAGACACCGACUUCUUACAGGAGCGUAAAUUGAGCGUAGCUCCUUCUUUGAGCAUCGCUUAAGCAGGGAUUGGUAUAAAUAGUGAAAGACUCUCCCUCUUAUACUCCGCCACCUAAUUCUGAAAGAUGUUCACAGAAGUCGAGCAUCACCUUCUACAAUUUGCCGCUGUCGUGCAUCGCAGCCAUAACGACGGGUGGCGACGGCUGGUGUUUUAUUUAUUUUGCCCAAGGGUUGAGAACAUCUACGAGCUACCCAUAGCAUGAAAAACGUGGGGAAGAGUACCGGCCAUUGGAACGGCAGCGUUAAUAGACUUGAUAUCGGAACAACAGCUAUACUAUGAAUGUGAUAAUCUGCCUAUCCAUGAGUAAGGUAUCAGUAGCAGAGUGACCGUGACGGAAAUCGUACUGUCGGUCACUGAUAAAGUGACGUGGGUGGGUAUUUACGGUCUUCAACAAAGAAAUAACCCUGUUAGUGUUUUGAGAAAGCAGAUAGAAACACGUAAGCGCAGGUGCCAACUUAUCAUAUAAGGACCACUUUACUACCCAAGACUAGACGUAAUAUUCCUUUCAAAUUAAACAUUUCAAAAGAUUCAUAAGAUUUUGUUUUGAUACACAUGUAGCAAAACUAGCAGUGGGCCGUUUUUAAAGAAGUUUUUAUUUUCUAAAACAGCCUUCAAGAGAACUUACUGACUAGCGAGGAGUUUUCAUAGCGCCAUUAUUGCCAUGUUGUGCUAGUUUAGUCCGCCUCGUCUGGUUUUUUUCGUCGUUGUUAUAACGAGAAUAAAAUUUAAGUAUAUAAGAAGUUGUCUUUGCAUUUUGUUACUAUGCAUCUAAACAUUACGCUCUUUUGCUGAUAAUUAAGUUGCUCUUUACUAAAUGUAGUUAAAAUUUCAACGCUGUAGUUUCAAGAAGUCAAUUUUAGGAAGCUAAUUUUUUCAUUUCAUAUUUCAGAUAGAAUGUUCAGAUUAAAUAACACCAUAUUUAAACUAGCAUUUUACUCGGUAUGUGCACUUGGCGUGUUUGUAUGGUAUGUUUCAAAUCUAAUGGUUUAUACUAUAACCCAACCAAUUAUAAAAAGUACAAGAAUAACCAAACUCAAUAAAACUGUCCACGAAAAUAUUAAAUUCAUCCUUAUAUGGACGGAUCCAGCAAUAGACCCAAUCGUGAAAUUGGGAAAUGGCCAUCAGACGUUCGUCGAAAGAGAAUGCCCAGUAAAAUCAUGUUUUGUCACAUCAGACAGACAUUUUUUCAAAGAUGUAACUGAGUUUGAAGUGAUAAUUUUUCAUGGUAAAGAGAUUGUACGAAGUCUCCCUGCCAUGCCGGAAAUACGAUCUACUCACCAAAAAUAUAUUUUUGCAUCCAUGGAAUCUUCUGACUACUAUCCAAUAUGCGACGUUAGAUUUAAAGGCUUUUUCAAUUGGACAUGGACUUAUAAGUUAAAUUCUGAUGAGUACAACGGCUAUAUUAUAGUUAGAAAUAAAAAGGGUAUUAUUAUAGGACCUAAACAAGACAUGGAGUGGUUAUGAAUUGAAGAAAUGGAUCCUGUGACCAAAGAAGUUGAAAUAAAGUUGAGUCGCAAAACAAAAAUUGCUGCGUGGUUUGUUUCUAACUGUAGAGCUCCUAGUGGCAGAGACAUUUUUUUUAAAGAAGUCCAAAGGGAAUUGAAUAAACACGGUUUGUCAGUUGAUGUAUACGGAGAAUGUGGAAAUAAAAUUUGUCCACGCGAUGACGAGAGCAAAUGCUUUAAAUUGAUAGAAAGGGACUACUAUUUUUACUUCGCUUUUGAAAAUUCUUUAAGUGAAGAUUACGUAACUGAAAAAUUAUUGACCGCAAUUCGAAACUACGCCAUUCCAGUUGUUUAUGGUGCCGCGAAUUAUACGAGGUUCAUGCCUAAUGGUACCUACCUAAACGGUCGAGAUUUAGGCGCGAAAGAACUUGCAAGACAAAUGAUUGAGAUUUACGAAGACAAGAAAAAGUAUAAAAGAUUUUUUAAGUGGCAUAAUCAUUACUCUUAUCACGACGUGUAUGAAUCUCCGGAAAGCGAUAGCAUUUGCAAGUUGUGCGCGAUAAUUAAUAACAAUACAGUAUUUGAUAAGGCAACUGUUUAUGAAGAUUUUAAUUCAUGGUGGAAUCCGAAGGGCCGGUGUUAAUAAAUAAAAAUAAUAGUAAAGUGUUUUAUUUAUUAUUAUUGUACAAAAAAGUAAAAACGGAACUGUGUCGAUAAAAUUUAAAUUGAAAAAUAUUUUAUUACGCAGCGGUAGGUGUUGUAGUGUGAUUGAGUAACCAAUUUUUGUACAUUUUCGUUUGGAUAACGUGCUGUGGUCGUACUAUUUCUGAAUGGCAUGACAAAAAUAGAACUGAUUGUUCAUAAGUAAUUAAAAAAAAACAAAUACAUUUUACGUAAUGCAAUACCUAUAGUUUGAAAUUUAUCGAGCGCAAGCGGUUUUCCUUCCUUAGCAUAGUUACCGGCUUAAUAAUAUAAUAAUUAAUUAUAAAUAAAAUAGUAUAAAUGAAUAAAAUUAUCUCCCUAAACAUCAGUUUAUUCUCGUUUCGACUUUAGAAAUGGAAUGACCAUUAAACAAGCUUUAAAUUAAUAUUAAAUAAAUUACCAAAGCCAAUCGCUUAAAGUAAUGUUUGUGUCCAUCAAAUAGCUAUUCUUUGCAAAAUAUUGUUGAUAGUUAUCAUAAUAAAUGCUAUUAUGCUUGUAUCUAAGAGUCUUUGGUGCAUAAGUACGAAUAUUUGAAGUCAUUUACAUAUUAUGUGUACCAGUGUUUUAUUUUGUAAAAAAAUUAUAUGACGGUUCAAUCAAUCAAUCAAUACUGAUUAAUUUAAUACUUUAGUUUCAUAAUUAGCUAUGUCAAGUGAACUUUGUCUUUAUAUGUGAGAAAACUUCAGUUUUAUUAUAAAAUUUUCGAAUUUAAUGUACUGUAUAAUUUGUUUUGAUGUUUAAGUCCAUUUUGAUAAUCACAUUAAUUAAUAAUUGUAAAAAUAUAUUUUACUAAUUUCAUUUUCGUGAACCUAUUUUUUUUCAUAUUGAGCCGUUUGCGAAGCACCGAUACUUACUCGUGUGCCUAAUAAACAGAUUAGAUAAACUCAUAUCCUGAUAUUGUAUCGUGCGUUCAUGAAAGAAACUCAGUGUUGAUUCAGCGGCCAAUACAGCUAGCCAGCAAAUCGAUUUAUAGUUAACGUAAAAUGAGGAAUAUAUUAAAUAAAAAAACAUUCUUUUUAUUCUUAUUUUUUGUGGUGAUCUUGUUAUUAUUUCUAAAAACAUUCAAGGACGUGACUAUCCAGGAGCAAUUUUUAAACGGUUAUAAAAUUAUUACCGAAAAUGAUGAAAUAAAAAAUAUUGAAGUCGUGACGACACCUCAAGCAACCAGAAAAUAAGAAACGACAGAACCAAAUGAGGCAUCGAAAUUAAAAUACAUACUUCAGUGGACUUCUCCACGGGGAGUACCAUUUGCUUACAUGGGAAAAGGACAGGAAGGUUUUAUACAAAGAAAAUGCCCACACACCAAUUGUUUUGUGACCGCGGACCGCAAUUUACUCGGUGAUUAUACAAAAUUCGACGUGAUAGCUUUCGCAGGACCUGACGUGGUACGCAUGUCGGAAAGAGCUUUGCCUGAGAAGAGGUCACCGCAUCAAAAAUACGCAUUCGCUACAAUAGAAUCCUCGGACAAUUACCCAGUUUGCUCAAAUCGAUUUGACGGUUACUUUAAUUGGACAUGGACAUUCCGACUGGAUUCGGAAGUCCGAUGGGGAUAUUUCAAUGUCAAAGAUAAAAACGAAAACGUUAUUGGACCGAAUAAAAUAAUGCACUGGAUGAAAAUUGAAGACAUGGAACCGGUCAGCGAAGAUUUCAAAAUACAGUUAAAGUCUAAGUCUAAGGCCGCAGCGUGGUUUGUGUCAAAUUGUUACACAAGAAGCAAAAGGGAAGAUUUCGCUAAUGAACUUCAAGUUGAACUGAAAAAGCACAAUUUAGAACUAGAUAUCUAUGGCAGAUGUGGAAACCUUAAAUGUUCCCGGGAUACAGAAGAGGCAUGUGAUGAAAUGAUCAGAGAAAAAUAUUACUUUUACUUGUCGUUUGAAAACUCAUUUGGUGAAGAUUAUGUCACAGAAAAAUUAUUACAUGCCUUAGAAUUCGACGCUGUUCCUGUAGUGUAUGGCGGUGCUAACUACACCAGGUUUAUGCCUGAAGGGAUUUAUUUGAAUGCGAGGGAGUUAGGAGCAGCCGCGUUAGCUGAAAAAAUGGCAUACCUGAUAAAAACACCAGAUCGUUACAUCGAUAUGUUUAAAUGGAAAAAUCAUUACACAUACUUCAGAAAAUUCAGAAGAGUCGAUACAGAUGAGUACUGCUUAUUUUGUACUAUACUGAAUCAGGAAGACAAAGUGAAAAGUAUAUCUGUGUACGAGAAUUUCAGAAAGUGGUGGGAUCCUCCAAAUCGAUGCUAGCUGAUAUUUCGAGAGGCUCUACAUAGACUGAUGCGACUACGUAUUGGUAAAACUAUUUUUGCUAUUAGCGUUUUGAGGUUACACCAUUAUAUGCCAAGCAGAAGCGUAGAUUGAUGUAAAUUGUGCCUAUAAUGUACUGUCGAAAAGUUAAUUGACCAAAAAGUCUACUAAUGUACCUAUUAUAUUGUAAUUUAAAAACAAAAUAACCGAAGUUCCGAAUCUAUUGUUAUAUCGAUCAAUGGCUGCCGUCGAUUUACAACGCCCCCUAGGUAGGUACUAAUUAGGAUUUGUAUUGGUAUGGUACGUUGUGCGCCCACUCUAUUGAGUACUACCACCCUGUCUAUUUCUGCAGCUAAGUACACAUGCGUUCAGAUUUGAAGAGCGAGACAGGCUUUAAAAAAUAGACUUGAAACUUCGACCUGGGUGGUGGCAUUUACGUUGUGAUAUCUCUAGAUUCCGGCAACCAGACGGGCCGUUAGGUUGUCCACACAUUAUGUGGAAUAAAAAAGAUGUGUAAUAUCGUGAGACACCGGAUAGGAACGAAGUUCCUUAUUAUAAAAAUAUUAAUUUUAAGUUCUAUUCGAUGUAUAAAGAAACUAAAACUGGAGGUUUGGCAACAACCCACGGUCAUUCGGUAACGUGCGAACUUAUUGUGGUACACUUCAUUCACGGUUGUUUGCAUAAGAGUUAGUGUAUUGCGCAAACGAACGCUCUGAGAUCGUGGUCAUAAAAAAAUAUAUUAUUUUUUGUACGUUAUUAUAAAGUUAAGUCGUACACUGUGUGCAUUACUAAUAAAAAUCUUAGGUUACGGACAUUUUUCCCGGUUAGGGUAACCCUCUGCAUCGUCCCAUAAGGAACUGCGUUCCAAAAAGUCCAAAACAAAAACUAUAAUACCAAUCAUGUAUUACAUUAUUUAGAAGUUUAAAACAGCUUGGAUCCUGCUUUGAAUUUGUUUUUUAUACUUGCACUAGUAUAUUAGUAAGACUGUUAGGAAUCGUUAAUUAUAUCUAGCUCAAUCAUUAUAAUUAGAUAGUAUCGGCACUAUGGAAGACUGUUCUUAUGAUUGUGCUAUGUUCACAUUUAAUAAUCUCAUUAAAAAGUCAAACGGUUUGUUCCCAUUUCCCGAAACAAGGACGGAAGAAGUUGAACUUCUGGUGUCUUAAGCGCUAAAAAUCUCUAAGUGUACGUAAUACUAAUUGUUUUUCAAUUAUCAGUUGUUGCGGCGGCUUUAUUGUUCCAAACGAAGUAGGAGGGGCAUCCGCCAGCAGAUUAGAUUGUUUAUGUAUUUUUUUUAAAUUAUUAUUAAAAUAAAAAAUCACGUAAUAUGUGACUAAUUAGUAAAUCGACGUGUCGAUGUUUGACUUAGUAACUAAGAUCGCGAAUCCCAGUUCAUCACAGUCUGAAAGUGUUCUGAGCUAUUUGAGGUUAUAAUAUUAUCUUUUUUACCAUCGCAACAUAAGUCACUGUUGUGUAGAGUAGUCUUUCUGUUUUGUGUACGAUAUAAAUAUAUAAUAUCGUUAUAAAUCGAUUUUUAAUUAUUUAUUUUAACUGCACUUUUUUUUUGUAUUUUAUUUUAUUUGUUAUUUGAUAAGGUAUUCGAACGAACUAUUAAUUGUAUUAAUCGAUUAGCGUAAUUGUAUAAUCCUGUAGUCAGUCCAUCGUCAGUCUUGAGCAAAUUGCCGACGCGUUAAUAGCGCGUUGCACAGCCUCAAUCAGACACCGACUUCUUACAGGAGCGUAAAUUGAGCGUAGCUCCUUCUUUGAGCAUCGCUUAAGCAGGGAUUGGUAUAAAUAGUGAAAGACUCUCCCUCUUAUACUCCGCCACCUAAUUCUGAAAGAUGUUCACAGAAGUCGAGCAUCACCUUCUACAAUUUGCCGCUGUCGUGCAUCGCAGCCAUAACGACGGGUGGCGACGGCUGGUGUUUUAUUUAUUUUGCCCAAGGGUUGAGAACAUCUACGAGCUACCCAUAGCAUGAAAAACGUGGGGAAGAGUACCGGCCAUUGGAACGGCAGCGUUAAUAGACUUGAUAUCGGAACAACAGCUAUACUAUGAAUGUGAUAAUCUGCCUAUCCAUGAGUAAGGUAUCAGUAGCAGAGUGACCGUGACGGAAAUCGUACUGUCGGUCACUGAUAAAGUGACGUGGGUGGGUAUUUACGGUCUUCAACAAAGAAAUAACCCUGUUAGUGUUUUGAGAAAGCAGAUAGAAACACGUAAGCGCAGGUGCCAACUUAUCAUAUAAGGACCACUUUACUACCCAAGACUAGACGUAAUAUUCCUUUCAAAUUAAACAUUUCAAAAGAUUCAUAAGAUUUUGUUUUGAUACACAUGUAGCAAAACUAGCAGUGGGCCGUUUUUAAAGAAGUUUUUAUUUUCUAAAACAGCCUUCAAGAGAACUUACUGACUAGCGAGGAGUUUUCAUAGCGCCAUUAUUGCCAUGUUGUGCUAGUUUAGUCCGCCUCGUCUGGUUUUUUUCGUCGUUGUUAUAACGAGAAUAAAAUUUAAGUAUAUAAGAAGUUGUCUUUGCAUUUUGUUACUAUGCAUCUAAACAUUACGCUCUUUUGCUGAUAAUUAAGUUGCUCUUUACUAAAUGUAGUUAAAAUUUCAACGCUGUAGUUUCAAGAAGUCAAUUUUAGGAAGCUAAUUUUUUCAUUUCAUAUUUCAGAUAGAAUGUUCAGAUUAAAUAACACCAUAUUUAAACUAGCAUUUUACUCGGUAUGUGCACUUGGCGUGUUUGUAUGGUAUGUUUCAAAUCUAAUGGUUUAUACUAUAACCCAACCAAUUAUAAAAAGUACAAGAAUAACCAAACUCAAUAAAACUGUCCACGAAAAUAUUAAAUUCAUCCUUAUAUGGACGGAUCCAGCAAUAGACCCAAUCGUGAAAUUGGGAAAUGGCCAUCAGACGUUCGUCGAAAGAGAAUGCCCAGUAAAAUCAUGUUUUGUCACAUCAGACAGACAUUUUUUCAAAGAUGUAACUGAGUUUGAAGUGAUAAUUUUUCAUGGUAAAGAGAUUGUACGAAGUCUCCCUGCCAUGCCGGAAAUACGAUCUACUCACCAAAAAUAUAUUUUUGCAUCCAUGGAAUCUUCUGACUACUAUCCAAUAUGCGACGUUAGAUUUAAAGGCUUUUUCAAUUGGACAUGGACUUAUAAGUUAAAUUCUGAUGAGUACAACGGCUAUAUUAUAGUUAGAAAUAAAAAGGGUAUUAUUAUAGGACCUAAACAAGACAUGGAGUGGUUAAGAAUUGAAGAAAUGGAUCCUGUGACCAAAGAAGUUGAAAUAAAGUUGAGUCGCAAAACAAAAAUUGCUGCGUGGUUUGUUUCUAACUGUAGAGCUCCUAGUGGCAGAGACAUUUUUUUUAAAGAAGUCCAAAGGGAAUUGAAUAAACACGGUUUGUCAGUUGAUGUAUACGGAGAAUGUGGAAAUAAAAUUUGUCCACGCGAUGACGAGAGCAAAUGCUUUAAAUUGAUAGAAAGGGACUACUAUUUUUACUUCGCUUUUGAAAAUUCUUUAAGUGAAGAUUACGUAACUGAAAAAUUAUUGACCGCAAUUCGAAACUACGCCAUUCCAGUUGUUUAUGGUGCCGCGAAUUAUACGAGGUUCAUGCCUAAUGGUACCUACCUAAACGGUCGAGAUUUAGGCGCGAAAGAACUUGCAAGACAAAUGAUUGAGAUUUACGAAGACAAGAAAAAGUAUAAAAGAUUUUUUAAGUGGCAUAAUCAUUACUCUUAUCACGACGUGUAUGAAUCUCCGGAAAGCGAUAGCAUUUGCAAGUUGUGCGCGAUAAUUAAUAACAAUACAGUAUUUGAUAAGGCAACUGUUUAUGAAGAUUUUAAUUCAUGGUGGAAUCCGAAGGGCCGGUGUUAAUAAAUAAAAAUAAUAGUAAA
Bombyx mori (domestic silkworm) is the source of this 11434-nucleotide messenger RNA. RefSeq names its product alpha-(1,3)-fucosyltransferase C. NCBI's taxonomy places the organism in Eukaryota, Metazoa, Arthropoda, Insecta, Lepidoptera, Bombycidae. The transcript is spliced from 5 exons. The record is from RefSeq and is a predicted model, not a curated record. Gene Ontology annotation, molecular function: fucosyltransferase activity. Bases 10221 to 11414 code for a protein of 397 amino acids. Gene Ontology annotation, cellular component: membrane.